AUGUCUAAUAAUGAUACUCAUCAGCUAUCAAUCCUCGAAGAUCAAGUUGAGGACGAAGACAUUAUGGUUAAAUUCACUGAGAUCCAGCUAGAGCGAAUCGAUAAUCUGGAGGGCAAGGUUGAUGAUCUCCAAGAGAGAAUUGUUCGGCAUGCUAUUCAGAACAACAUCGAUUUAAACGAAAAACUCGACGCCCAACGCCAAAAACUCGAGGCUAAUUUUCAACAACAACUCGACACCCAACGCCAACAACUCGAGGCUAAUUUUCAACAACAACUCGGCGCCCAGCGCCAAAGAGCUAAGGCCCGACGUCAAAAACUCAUGGCCAAAUACCAACGAAAAAUCAACGCCCAGCGCCGAGCAGCCUAG
Sclerotinia sclerotiorum 1980 UF-70 is the source of this 366-nucleotide messenger RNA. RefSeq lists its product with no specific name. Bases 1 to 366 code for a protein of 121 amino acids. NCBI's taxonomy places the organism in Eukaryota, Fungi, Ascomycota, Leotiomycetes, Helotiales, Sclerotiniaceae. The record is from RefSeq and is a predicted model, not a curated record. The transcript has a single exon.